AUGCGUCGGAUCAAUCGCUCCACCAUAGCUACUCCACACUUUCGCGGGUGGGCGCCGCAGGUGGCCAUCCUGGAGCACCAGGCCGUCGGCGGAUUUCUGACGCAUUGCGGGUGGGGAUCGACCCUGGAGAGCGUCGCCGCGGGUGUGCCCAUGGCCACCUGGCCGUCCACCGCGGAGCAGUUCCUGAACGAGAAGCUGAUCGUCGAUGUGCUUCGGGUCGGUGUGUCUGUCAGCGUGACGAAGCCCACAGAGGGUGUGCUGACCGGUGUCAAAAGCGGUGGCGGCAAGGCGAAGGCAGAUGUGGGAACGGAACAGGUGAAGCAAGUAUUGGAUAUGCUGAUGGAUGGAGGAGUGGAUGGGGAGGCUAGGAGGACGAAAGCUGUGGAGCUGAAGGCCAAAGCAAAGGCUGCGUUGCAGCAUGGGGGCUCGUCAUUUAUAAAUCUGCAGAAGUUGAUACAGUUUGCUGGUUGAAAAUGGAUUAGUUUCAGCUCAUUAAUCAGUUGGUUUCAGCGUAAUAGUUUACACUAUUUGGAUCUUAAAUGUACUAGUGAUUAGCUUUUGCUUGAACUAUGCUUAUGUGCCUGUCCGGCUGGGAAGGAAGAAUUAUAAAAUACCUGAAACAAGCAGAUAUUGCAAUUUUCAA
Panicum virgatum (switchgrass) is the source of this 643-nucleotide messenger RNA. Its product is annotated as anthocyanidin 3-O-glucosyltransferase 4-like. Gene Ontology annotation, molecular function: UDP-glycosyltransferase activity. NCBI's taxonomy places the organism in Eukaryota, Viridiplantae, Streptophyta, Magnoliopsida, Poales, Poaceae. The transcript has 3 exons. The record is from RefSeq and is a predicted model, not a curated record. Bases 1 to 471 code for a protein of 156 amino acids.